Molecule: messenger RNA, 2350 nt
Organism: Gamsiella multidivaricata
Lineage: Eukaryota; Fungi; Mortierellomycota; Mortierellomycetes; Mortierellales; Mortierellaceae
Exons: 3
Coding region: 422-2089 (555 amino acids)
Source: RefSeq, a predicted model, not a curated record
GUCAGUUGUUGAAUACAGAUGUCGAGUACUCCUCUUUAUCUUUUUUCUUUUUUCUUCUUCUCGACUCAAUUAAACCUCCCCAUCACUCAUCCUUCUCCAUCACUUCCUCCUUUUUCAUCCAUCCUUACUCCAUUACGAGAACAACAUCGACAGCCAACACUCUGAUCCCCAAUCCCUAUUUCCCCAUUCCGUCUUUACAUUUCUUAUACCUCCCUCUUUUUCACAAUUGCACGCCUCCACAAACUUUUGCACACCUUCCACAAAAUCCAAUUGUUGCCUUAUCGACCAUUGCUGCCCAUCCGUUCUUUUCCUAUCCUCUUUUCGACUCCAUUCACUCCCUGACAGCAGAACCGCCCAAACCCAUACCACUGAAAAAUCCAGCGCAUUUCGGGCACGUAUCGCCUCUUAACAUCUACACAACAUGUAUCAUUCAAUGGUGCAAGGGAACGAGGAGCAGGACGUGCCACGCUGGGAUGAGGUACUACGAUUUCUGCCAGGACAACUCCGCAACAAUCGCUCGUCAACCUCGCUCGCGUCCAGAGCGGUAACGAUCUACGAGGAUGACGAAAGCUCACCCCUGUUAUCUAGCGGGCUGAUUCCAACACGGCGACAGGUUGCACAAUGGACCAACAGUAUAUGGAAACGACAGGCUGUCCUGCUCGUUCUACCUGUUUCUAUCGUCAUCAUGUGGUGCUCAGUUCCAUUGAGGACAUAUCCGGACGAGCCAGAGGACGGCGGCGGGUCCUCCAAUUCAACCUGGCCCUGGGAUGGCUUCCCCUGGAGCCCCAAUAAGGACACGACCAACAAUACGCUAUUGGCAGUCUCAGCAACACUCGGAACAGGGGCAGGAGGGUUAGGGAUGCCAGGAAACAUGACCAACAUAACGAUGCUCCCGACUGCACCACCGCAACCACCCGUGCUAGUCAACUUUUGGUGGUUCCUAUGGUUCUACUAUGGAUUCUACAACGCCGUCGCCCUACUGCUAAUCACCAAGAUCUUCAACAUCUACUCGCUCAAUUGGUGGCCCAAGGCCCUCGGGGGUCUGACCUCGUACUUCAUCUUCUGGCUCUCGACGCAGCUAAUGGGGAUCUUGGUCUAUUACUUUACGGGAUUGGAGGGAUACCAACUCACAUGGGUAUUUCUAACGUUCUGCACGAUGACCAUUCCAUUACUGGUUGCGUUUCUGGUGAUCCGGUCCGAGAACCGGAAUGUAUAUCGACAUUCGCUCACAGUCGCCCAGAAGACUUUCUUGUCGGCAUCCUCGAUCGAGGCGAGAAUCCCGGCCUCGUAUAUCCGGUUCUUAUGGUUCUGUGUCGCCCUCGCGAUUGCGCUCAGUACGAUCGUGACGGGACAGAUUUAUGCGGAUCAAUAUAUCAAGGCCCCCCAGGAUAAACCGCGCACGACGAUUGAGGGACUGAUUUACGUCUAUUCUUGGGUCGGAACGAUCUAUAUACUGGAUGCAAUCACGGAUUACAUUGUCGAAACCCGAGUGAGAUCCUAUCCGCUGUCAUCGAUUUUCAAGCUCUAUUACUUCAUGAUCUACUUCAUCUUCUACAGGAACCUUUUUGUCCGGUUGAGAUCCUAUGAGCAGUUCGUCGUCAUCCAGCUGGCCUCUUCGUUUUGGGUCUGCAUUUUCCAUCCGAUCUGUAUGACCCACACCGUAUACAGGACGCUCGUCUAUUUGUUCGGGAUCACAAGGACAUACGAGGAGUACAAGCGCCAGGUCGGACGCGGGUUAUUCCUGAGGAACCUGGCCGAGAAUGUGACCAUGCUUGCCUUUUUGUGCUGGGUCAAUAUUCUCUACUACGGACCGAACGCGAAAAUAUACCAGUAUUUUCAGUUCAAGGACCAGUAUCGGGAGUACGACCAUACUGUUACCGUCUAUGCAUCCGUCGGCAUCUGGGCAAGCGAGCUGAUCUCGAAUUUCAUUAAUCGGUCGAUCUGUAAGCGGUUCAUGGGGCAUCAUGUCACGAAGGAGGCGCUGAAGGACUUCAAGGAAUACCCAGAGUUGAUCGUCGCGUUCGUCUUGGUCAUGGUCCAUAUUUUACAGGACAUGCUACUCUCGCUGCUGGACCUCAACUUUGCUUAAGAACCAAAGUAACAAAAAUACCACCAUUUAUCCUUCUUUUUUUUUUUUCCCUCUCUUGUACAAUGAUAUCUUUCCUUCUCUUGUCCCUGCUGUAAUUACAUAUUGCAUGCUUCCCCUAUCCAUACCGCCGUGUGUUCUAUGACACCUUUCCUUCUUUUGUUUUUAUCCGCAUGUUGUAAUUUUAUGCAUACACCAAUAUAACCCUCGGUCCUUCCCCUCUUUCACCCUCGCCAUCGUUUUGAAGUUGCAGUUUUACACAGU